This is a messenger RNA of Panonychus citri (citrus red mite), 849 nucleotides long. RefSeq names its product nucleoside diphosphate kinase 6-like. Gene Ontology annotation, biological process: CTP biosynthetic process; GTP biosynthetic process; UTP biosynthetic process. The record is from RefSeq and is a predicted model, not a curated record. The transcript is spliced from 4 exons. The coding region runs from base 115 to 678 and encodes 187 amino acids. Gene Ontology annotation, molecular function: nucleoside diphosphate kinase activity. Lineage: Eukaryota; Metazoa; Arthropoda; Arachnida; Trombidiformes; Tetranychidae.
AGAUUUAUGUUUACCAUGUGUAAGAAUCUCAAGUGUGAUUGAAAUUUGUUGUUGUUUUUAAUUGUUUUUCUUUUUUAAUUUAAUUUAGUUAAUUUGAAUGAUUGAUUGGUCAAAAUGGUCUCGACAAUCGGUGCGAGGUUACAAUUAACUCUUUGUCUAAUCAAACCCGAUAUAACUCCGAUCGCUUGUAAAACAAUUGAUCUCAGAAAUCUAAUUUGCAGAAAAGGAUUUUACUUUAUUCGAUCUCGAUGUUGCAAAUUGGAUCAAGCUGAUGCUGAGAGUUUCUAUCAUCAACAUAAAGAUAAAUUUUUCUUCCAUCGUUUGGUUACCUUUAUGUCAAGUGGACCCAUUUGGGCUCAUAUUUUGGCUCAUCCCAAUGCUAUUAAACACUGGAGAUCCAUCAUGGGACCAACAAAGGUUUACAGAGCAGUUUAUGAAGCACCAAAUACGAUCCGUGGCUUAUAUGGAUUAACAGAUACAAGAAAUGCCGUUCAUGGCUCCGAUUCUGAAGAUUCAGCUCUUGAAGAGAUCGCUUUUUACUUUAAAGAUUUUUCAAUUGACCAGUGGAGACAAAAAGAGGAAAAUUUUUUCAUCAAUCGAUCAAAGUUAAUUACAUUUGAUCCAAUUUAUUGUGUCCACGAAUUGAAAGGAGAAAAUAGAAUGGAAAAUGCUAAUUAAAACAUUUACUCGAAACUAUUGAACAAACAACUUAAAAAGUAAAUUCGACGACUGUAAAUGAUGAUACCAUUAAGAGCAAUUAAAUUGCUUUAAGAAAAAUUUAGAAAUACACUUUAUAAUAAGCUAAAUUUGCAAUAAAAAAGCGAAAAUGUUAAUUUUACUUACCAUUAA